Molecule: messenger RNA, 663 nt
Organism: Culicoides brevitarsis
Lineage: Eukaryota; Metazoa; Arthropoda; Insecta; Diptera; Ceratopogonidae
Gene: rtv
Exons: 4
Coding region: 103-546 (147 amino acids)
Biological process (GO): positive regulation of voltage-gated potassium channel activity; regulation of synaptic transmission, cholinergic; sleep
Source: RefSeq, a predicted model, not a curated record
AUUUACAACAGAGAAUGCAAUUCAAAUUCCUUUCUCCUACCUAUUUUAACUAAUUUAUUAAAAAAAUUAAAAUAAAUCGAAUGUGAUCAAAAAAGAGAGAUUAUGAACAACAGACAUUAUUGGAAAAUACUCGUGCUAUUAAUAGCAUUAACUUUACCCAUGACAAAUGGAAUCCUCCGUCGUUGUUACCAAUGUCGAUCACGGGGCGAAUUAGGUAGUUGUAAGGACCCAUUCAAGUACAAUUCAACGGCUGUCGAAAUGGAACACGGAUUAACGCAUGUCCCGUGUGCAAGUGGUUGGUGCGGAAAGGUCAUUGAGGGAAUCGAUGGAGCUGAUGAUUUUGAUCAAGCAACUCAACGAAUGUGUGUUCAAAGAGGACCCAGCGAUUCAGAAGACAGAUGUGCCAAUACAAUCUACAACCAUAAAAAGGUGUUCAUGUGUUUCUGUCAAGGAGAUUUGUGCAAUUCUGGACCACGAAUGCAAAAUUCAUGGCUAACAACGGUAGCAGCAACGACUUUUGCUCUAAUAAUAAUGUCACUUCGUUAAUCAAAUGUUGUCUUUUCAUCUUGAUUUCUCAUCGAAACCCCAUUUUGGAGCUCAUUUUUAAAUUUUACUUAAAUUUCAUAGCCUAAAAUGGGAAAUGAAAUGAACGGAUUGGAGAAA